Molecule: messenger RNA, 1368 nt
Organism: Menidia menidia (Atlantic silverside)
Lineage: Eukaryota; Metazoa; Chordata; Actinopteri; Atheriniformes; Atherinopsidae
Source: the annotation of a GenBank genome assembly
AUGGCAAAAGAGAAGACCCACGUGAACGUGGUGGUCAUCGGCCACGUGGACAGCGGGAAGUCCACCACCACCGGACACCUCGUCUACAAAUGCGGAGGCAUCGACCAGAGGAAACUGGAGAAGUUUGAGAAGGCCGCGGCUCAGGUGAAAGGACGGACCACCGGACCCAAACGUUCGGACCGUGAACAAAUGGGGAAGAGCUCCUUCAAGUUUGCCUGGGUGCUGGACAAGCUGAAGGCCGAGCGGGAGCGGGGCAUCACCAUCGACAUCUCCCUACUCAAGUUCAACACCCAGAAAUACACCAUGACCAUAAUUGACGCUCCGGGCCACCGCGACUUCAUCAAAAACAUGAUUACGGGGACCUCACAGGCCGAUGUUGCCCUUCUGGUGGUGUCCGCAGCCAAAGGGGAGUAUGAGGCGGGCGUGUCCAGGAGCGGUCAGACCAGAGAACACGCCUUAUUGGCUUACACUUUAGGGGUCAAGCAAAUCAUCGUCUGCGUGAACAAGAUGGACCUGACGGAGCCGCCGUACAGCCAGAAGCGCUACGAGGAAGUGGUGCGAGGCGUGAACGGCUUCCUCAAGAAGAUCGGCUACGACACAGCCGCCGUGGCCUUCGUCCCCAUUUCCGGCUGGACUGGGGAGAACAUGAUCACCGCCACCCAAAAGAUGCCGUGGUAUCAAGGCUGGAAAGUCCGGCGCCGGGAAGGGAUGGCGAGUGGGAAGACCCUGCUGGAGGUCCUGGACUCGAUCCACCCGCCUGUACGGACCAUCAACAAACCCCUGAGACUGCCUCUGCAGGAUGUGUACAAGAUAGGAGGAGUGGGGACGGUACCGGUGGGGAAGAUCGAAACCGGGGUCCUGAAGCCCGGCAUGACCCUGAUGUUCUCCCCCGCCAAGCUCACGGCGGAGGUGAAGUCCAUCGAGAUGCACCACCAGGGCCUGCAGACGGCCCUGCCGGGCCACAACGUGGGCUUCAACAUCAAGAACGUGUCGGUGAAGAACCUGCGGCGCGGCGACGUGGCCGGCAACGCCCAGCAGGACCCGCCGCUGGACGUCAGCAGCUUCGAGGCUCAGGUGAUCAUCCUGAACCACCCGGGGAAGGUGAAGGCCGGCUACUCUCCGGUCCUGGACUGCCACACGGCGCACGUGACGUGCCGCUUCGCCGAGCUGCAGGAGAAACUGGACCGCCGCACGGGCCGGAAGCUGGAGGACCGGCCGCAGCUGCUGGUGUCCGGGGACGCCGCCACCGUCAAGCUGGUCCCCGUCAAGCCCAUAGACCUGAAGCAGACGGUGGCUGUGGGCGUCAUCAAGUCGGUGGAGAAAGAUCACGGCUCAAAAGCUCCGCCCGCAUCCAAAGCGUGUAAAUAA